This is a messenger RNA of Labrus mixtus (cuckoo wrasse), 1852 nucleotides long. It is a transcript of the gene adad2, whose product is annotated as adenosine deaminase domain containing 2. The transcript is spliced from 11 exons. The coding region runs from base 108 to 1670 and encodes 520 amino acids. Gene Ontology annotation, molecular function: double-stranded RNA adenosine deaminase activity; tRNA-specific adenosine deaminase activity; double-stranded RNA binding. Lineage: Eukaryota; Metazoa; Chordata; Actinopteri; Labriformes; Labridae. Gene Ontology annotation, biological process: RNA processing; adenosine to inosine editing. Gene Ontology annotation, cellular component: cytoplasm; nucleolus. The record is from RefSeq and is a predicted model, not a curated record.
CUUCAGGGUUGCCAGUUUCAAAUCAUCCAUACAUCCUUUUACGACUCUGGAUUCAGACAGGUGGAUACGACCGCAGCAACAACGCCUUGUUCGGGUUGGUUGAAAGUAUGGAGGACCAUGAAGUGUUUAAAUACAGUCCAAGAAGACGCGGUGCUUGUCUUCGGUCUCAGCCGGACCUUAAUCAUCAUCAGGAUUAUGUGAAAGAUGAAGUGCCCCUUUAUUGUGGUGUUACUGGGCUGAGGGAAACUAUGUCUGCUUCAGGAGACUUUAACCGAGCAGAAGGGGAUUUAUUUUCUGAAAGAAGUGACAGAAACCGAAUGGAUAAGGCCUCCAUCCAACAGCUCAAUGAUAAACUUUGUACUGGUGACAUCCGUUUGGGAGAUGAGGAUGACAACUCAGAAUGUGACCAAACCGUUCUCUCUCUCCCUGGUAUGUCACCCGAUGAAAGUAUACCCUCGGAUGAAGAGCUGCUCCUGGAUCAGAUCAAGGACUUCAGGAAUCCAGACCAGGGCACGAAGACUGAAGUUUGGCAAACAGACUGGCACAAGAAUCACAUGGGAGCAAUAAGCAGCGAGAAGUUUGACAGCCUCCUGAAGAUGAGUCCUGAUUUUCAGGGUUGCAAGAGCCACAUGGCAGCAUUUGUGAUGAUAAGAGAUGUGUUGGAUGCAGCACGCCGUCCUUGUGAGCAGUACAAAGUGGUGGCAGUGGGAGCUGGUCGUUCAAGCUGCAGCAAGUGGCUUUGCUUUAAUGGGACCAUGGUCCAUGACUGCCACGCCAUCAUCAUCGCCAGACGAGCUCUUUUGAGGUUUUUAUACAAACAGCUUCUGCUGUACUAUGAUGCUGAUCCAGAGGCCAAGGAGAACUGCAUUUUUGAGAGCAGUACAGACAGCCACCAACUUCAGCUCAAACCUGGGAUCAGUCUGCAUCUCUACACCAAUCAGUGUCCUGAAGGAGCAGCGAAGAACUUCUACUUCAAGGGUCCUGCAAACAGCACUUGGGCUGCUAUGAAGCUGCAGUAUCAUGCCCAAGGUGCACUGGUCCCAGUAGCCUACCUUGAACCGAGUCUGUGGGGUGCAAAAGUCUGCUGCAUGUCCGGUAGUGACAAGAUGUGUCGUUGGACCGUCACUGGGAUUCAGGGUGCAUUACUGACCCACUUCAUCCAGCCACUCUACAUCACCAGCAUGGUGCUAGGGGGCCAGAAGGCCAUUAAUGACGAAGUGUCUGAUAUCACCAACAAGCGCCUGGCCGAUGACAUGGAAGACUUUCUGCCGUCAUCCUACAAAAAGAACAACAUCUUCUUUCUCUGUGGCGAAUAUGUUGGGCCUAAUGCGACCUCCCCGCGACAUGACGAUCUCAGCAUCAACUGGUGCCUCGGAGACAAGGAUAUCGAAGUACUGGACAGCGGGAAGGGCUUCAUCAUUGAUGGCUCUCCAUCUGUGAGUGGGCCUGGCUUCUCCAGCAGACUUUGCAAGAGAGCCCUCUACAGUUAUUUCCUCCGAGUUGCUCAGCUAGCUGGACAUAGCUAUCUGCCGGAGCUCCCCACCUACCACAGUGUCAAGGUGGAAGCUGUGGUCUACCAGACAGUCAAAGAUCUGGUCAAGCAACAGUUUCUGAGUAACCAUGCAGGUCCCUGGAACUCAAAGAAGUUGGUGGACUGUUUCAGCAUUUGAAUGUGCUCCCAGAAAGGGACCACGUUGAUGUUUAUCCCAGUUCUUCAGAUUUAGUUCAUUGUUGAGUGCACUUCAGUUUUUCUCAAUAACAGUACGUUUAGUUUGUUUUUGUAGAAUAUGUUCAUGUUUUCAGUUUGUGUAGGUGUUUGAGAAAAAUAAAAGCAACCCGACUGUUUGCACCA